AGACGCCCUGCGGAGCGACCCCGGCUUGGCGGUGGCCAGCAUGGCUCCCACACUCUUCCAGAAGCUCUUCAGCAAGCGAAGCGGCCUGGGCGCGCCCGGCCGCGACGCCCGCGACUCGGAUUGCCUGUGGAAUUGGCCUUUGCCAGAAUUUGAUCCAAGCCAGAUUCGACUGAUUGUAUAUCAAGACUGUGAAAGGAGAGGAAGAAAUGUCUUGUUUGACUCCAGUGCUAAGAGAAAAACAGAAGACAUAACAGUAUCGAAGCUCUGUAGUGAUGCUCAAGUCAAAGUCUUCGGGAAGUGCUGCCAACUGAAACCUGGAGGAGACAGCUCUUCCUCUCUGGACAGUUCCACAACUUCAUCUUCUGACAUGAAAGACCAGUGUCCCAAGUACCAGGGUUCUCGGUGUUCAUCUGAUGCCAAUAUGCUUGGAGAGAUGAUGUUUGGCUCAGUAGCUAUGAGCUACAAAGGAUCCACCCUAAAAAUUCAUCAGAUCCGAUCUCCUCCACAGCUUAUGCUCAGCAAAGUUUUUACGGCACGGACUGGCAGCAGUAUCUGUGGAAGCCUCAAUACACUGCAAGACAGUCUUGAAUUCAUCAAUCAGGAUAACAAUACAUUAAAGGCUGAUAAUAACACAGUCAUUAAUGGACUACUUGGAAAUAUAGUUCACAGCAAUCCAAUGGACAUGCCAGGAAGAGAGCUGAAUGAGGAUAGAGACAGUGGCAUAGCACGCUCUGCAUCUCUCAGCAGCUUGCUUAUCACUCCAUUUCCGUCACCAAACUCCUCACUCACCCGGAGUUGUGCCAGUAGCUACCAGCGACGUUGGAGACGCAGCCAGACUACAAGCUUGGAGAAUGGGGUGUUUCCCAGAUGGUCCAUAGAAGAAAGCUUUAACCUAUCAGAUGAGAGCUGUGGCCCUAGCCCGGGAAUUGUGAGAAAAAAGAAGAUUGCAAUUGGAGUAAUCUUUUCCUUAUCCAAAGAUGAAGAUGAAAAUAGCAAAUUUCAUGAAUUAUUUUUUUCACAUUUUCCACUUUUUGAAAGCCACAUGAAUAAACUAAAGAGUGCAAUAGAACAGGCUAUGAAAAUGAGUCGGAGAUCAACUGAUGCCAGUCAGAGGAGUUUAGCAUAUAAUCGAAUUGUUGAUGCCCUAAAUGAGUUCAGAACAGCCAUUUGUAACCUUUACACAAUGCCACGGAUUGGCGAGCCUGUGUGGCUUACAAUGAUGUCAGGAACUCCAGAAAAGAACCAGCUUUGCCAUCGUUUUAUGAAGGAAUUCACUUUCCUAAUGGAAAAUGCUGCCAAGAAUCAAUUCUUGCCAGCUCUCAUUACAGCAGUUCUGACCAAUCAUCUUGCCUGGGUCCCAACAGUCAUGCCAAAUGGACAGCCACCUAUAAAAAUAUUUUUAGAAAAACAUUCCUCGCAGAGUGUGGACAUGUUGGCAAAGACUCACCCAUAUAACCCACUUUGGGCACAACUAGGGGACUUGUAUGGCGCUAUUGGCUCUCCUGUACGGUCAGCAAGGACUGUGGUAGUUGGCAAACGACAAGAUAUGGUCCAGAGGCUGCUUUAUUUUCUUACUUACUUCAUAAGAUGCUCUGAACUUCAAGAAACCCAUCUUUUAGAAAAUGGGGAAGAUGAAGCCAUUGUUAUGCCUGGCACAGUAAUUACUACCACUUUAGAGAAAGGUGAAAUAGAAGAAUCUGAGUAUGUACUUAUCACAAUGCAUAGAAACAAAAGCAGUUUGCUUUUUAAAGAGCCAGAAGAAACAAGGAUUCCUAAUUGUACCUGUAAACAUUGUAGUUGUCCACUUCUUGAGCAAAAUGCAGAGAAUGUUUCACAAGAGAGAGAUGAUGUUCAAAAUAUCUCUAAGAAACUGUUAGAAACUUCAGAUGAGUGCCAAAUGCUUACUACUUCUGAUUGCCAAGAAGAAAAUGCUUUUGAUAUUAAGCAGUAUGCAGAUAAAUUAAGAACGUGUCUUGACACCAAGUUAGAGACGGUUGUUUGCAUAGGAUCUGCUCCAGUAGACAAAUGUUCAUUGUCAGAAUCAGGCUUAGAGUCACCAGGGGAAACACGGCAGAGUGAGGAAUUGCUGGAUUCAGAUGGCCACACAGGCAAAAUGAUGAGAUCCACGGGAAUUAUUGUGGAAAAAAAACCUCCAGACAAGCUUGUAUCACCUUCACUUUCUUGUGAGGCAACCCAGACAAAGGUUACUUUCCUGAUUGGGGAUUCCAUGUCACCUGAUUCAGAUACUGAACUCCGGAGUCAGGCAGUGGUGGAUCAGAUCACCAGGUAUCAUAGCAAGCCUCUGAAGGAAGAAGGAGCAGCUAUUGAUCUGCAUCAAGAAACUAAACAAAAGGCUAAGGACCAACCUGGAGAUUCUGAUAUACAAAAGAGGAUUUCUGGAGAGGCCUGUGAACUUCCCUGUUGGAAUCAUUCAGACCCCGACAGCAUGAGUUUAUUUGACGAAUAUUUUAAUGAUGAUUCCAUUGAAACCAGGACUAUUGAUGAUAUUCCAGUUAAAAUAAGUACAGGCAAUAAAGAGCACUCUUGUGUGUUGGAGUUUCCAAAAAGAUUGUGUUCAAAAAAUAGCACACAGAAAAAUGAAUUACUAUGUAAAUGUGUAGAAACAGUUCACCAAGAUGCAUAUAAAACCUGCUUUCCUCAGCAAGACCAAACAGAUACACUCUCUAUUCUUGUCCCCCAUGGAGAUAAAGAGAGUUCAGAGAAAAAAAUUACUGUAGGAAAUGAAUGGGACAUUCCAAGAAAUGAAAGUUCAGAUAGUGCCCUUGGUGACAGUGAAAGUGAAGAUACAGGUCAUGAUGUGACUAGACAAGUCAGCAGUUUUUAUGGAGGCGAGCAAGAAGAUUGGGCAGAAGAGGAAGAGAUACCUUUUCCUGGGUCAAAGUUAAUUGAAGUGAGUUCUGUUCAACCUAAUAUUGCCAACUUUGGGAGGUCCUUGCUGGGUGGCUACUGCUCAUCUUAUGUGCCUGACUUUGUGCUUCAGGGAAUUGGGAGUGAUGAGAGGCUCCGCCAGUGUCUUGUGUCAGAUUUGUCCCAUGCUAUUCAGCAUCCAGUGCUAGAUGAACCAAUAGCAGAAGCUGUCUGUAUUAUAGCAGAUAUGGAUAAAUGGACUGUUCAAGUGGCCAGUAGCCAGAGACGAAUGACAGAUAAUAAAUUGGGAAAGGAAGUAUUGGUUUCCAGUCUUGUUUCCAACCUGCUUCAUUCCACUCUUCAGCUUUAUAAACAUAAUCUAUCUCCAAAUUUUUGUGUCAUGCACCUUGAAGACCGGUUACAGGAGCUAUACUUCAAGAGCAAAAUGCUUUCUGAGUAUCUGAGAGGGCAGAUGCGAGUUCACGUCAAGGAGCUAGGAGUGGUUCUGGGGAUUGAAUCCAGUGAUCUUCCUCUUCUGGCGGCUGUAGCAAGCACUCACUCUCCAUAUGUUGCCCAGAUUCUUCUUUAAAAUAUCUAAAGAUUGAGAAAAUAAUUUUAGAAAAAAGUUAAAGUCAAAACCACAGAAGCAGGCACAUCAUGUGAUAUUUCUUUUUCUCUGAUAAUCUUCCAUCUGCAUGAGUCAGUCCCUUUGUUAUUCCUGUAUAGCAUUUCGUACUCAAUGAACAUCUCAUGACUUUUUCUGUAUAAUUAGACUUUUGGGUGGUAGAUUUUUAACCAAAAGACUAAAGCAGCUUAAGUAAUUUGGGGGAAAAAAUAAAAAAAUGUCAAAGUUCACAACAACGAGUAACAUGGGUAAAUUUCAUAUGAUCACUAUGAAAUUUACAUAAUUUAUCAAUAGCAACUGUCUCAUGCCUCAAUGGCUGGAAAUUAUCAUUUAAUUCUUAUUCCUAAGGUACCAAGAUCCUUGUUACUCUUGAUUAUUUCUUGAUUUCAAUUCAAGGUAGCUAAUUUCCGGCUAUUUUUAACAUUCUAUUAAUUAUAACAAACUCAAUAAUAAAUGUAAAUAUGUUAUAUUACUGCUUAAGUGUACAUAUGUAUCUAUUUUUUAAAAAAGCAAAGGUAAAAUACAUGAUUGGUAAAUACGAUGUUUUUAAUAUAUAUUUUAAAUUAGUAUUAAUUGUGUGUAAUGUUACUUUCUGGUGAUUUUCCUGUUCAACACAUUCAAAAAUACACAUGAAGCAAAUCUUUUGUAAGGCCAUGGGAUAUAGGUUCCCCAAAUUAAGAGUACUACUUUAUACCAUUUGUUGUGUUUAUACCAAUAAGCUAAUUCUUAUAAAUACUAAUAUUUACAUAUUUGAUGUCUAAUUUUAAAACUAAGAAUCAGAAUUUAAAAUUACACGAAAGCAUUGGCAAAAAUACUAUUUUCCUUACAAGUGCUCAGGUAGCCAAGGCCCUUGCUUUUGGUAUCAGCUUCUUGAAUUCUAGGAGCUGAAUGUUUCACUGUUUCAAAAUAUUUAGCUUACAUUAGUGGAACUCAUAAAUUUUAAAGUUACUCUCAUUUCUGUAAAUUCUGGCAUUUAUUAGCCUCCUCUCUUCCAAGAACUGUUUGUAUUUCCCCCUACCCCCACCAGAUUUCCACACUUCAUUUGAUACUGUCUUUGUAUAUACUAUAGUGUUGCUUUGAUGAAAGGCUAAUAAUGGAACCAAAAUCUUGUAAGUAAUGUAAAUAGUCAGAUGGGUAGAUAGUUUCCAAUAUGCUCUACUACCUCAGUUUACUUGGAAUACUACAGUAUAGUUUAUUCUCCGCUUAUCUAGUCAAGGUACUUCUAAUGCUAGAAGUUGGUUUCUGCUUUCAUUGAUUAUUUUCAUCAUAACUGAUCAGUUGAAAUGAGUACAAACUACUCAUUUCAUUACUAAACACAUUUUAAAGUGUAACACCCAUUUUUGCUAUUUAAAUUUUCAGUAAUUAGUAGGAAAUUUCUUGGUUUACUUACUCUUUGACAUGGAAUUUAUAGUGUUGAGUCAUAUUUUGUUUUCGCUCUGUAUUUAAGAGAUCUCAAAGUAGGCAAAGAAGAAAUAGUUGCUUUAAUGGAAUGUAAACCUGGAAUUGAUGUGUCCAAAAUUAAUUUGGCCACUGUAUCCUAUCAGCUGAUUCCAGCUAGUACCUAAGUCUCCCAUGGAUGACUUAC
Echinops telfairi (small Madagascar hedgehog) is the source of this 5078-nucleotide messenger RNA. It is a transcript of the gene FNIP1, whose product is annotated as folliculin interacting protein 1. The record is from RefSeq and is a predicted model, not a curated record. Bases 41 to 3457 code for a protein of 1138 amino acids. Gene Ontology annotation, molecular function: ATPase inhibitor activity; protein-folding chaperone binding. Gene Ontology annotation, cellular component: cytoplasm. The transcript is spliced from 18 exons. NCBI's taxonomy places the organism in Eukaryota, Metazoa, Chordata, Mammalia, Afrosoricida, Tenrecidae.